UUGACUCCAUGGCAACGCAACUACCGCCACAGCUAAUCCAGCAAACUGCUCAUAUUUUUCUACAGUUACCGAUAAAAUAGAAAAUGUGACUUUACUUUAAAUACUUCAGGGUUCAUAUUUAUUCACAAGACGCAUUUAUGAAAGCACAGGAGCCUUCAGGACGAUUUCCCAGAGAUGUGAGCCUUGUGACGGUUAAAGAUGUCUUCUCAGAAAGAGACAAUGCAAGUGUUGCCCAUCUGGGAGCUUUCCAUCCCUCUCCCAGCGGUGCUGAUGAUCACUCUGACUCUUUACAUGAUGGUCCUAGGGAUCGGACUGUGGAUCCGAUACUGCCUCAAGGACCGUUGUUCUUCAGAGUGCAGUGACUGCUGUCCAGACAUUUCCAUAUGUGAGGAGUGCUUUAGAUUUGGUGAAAUGUGUGACUGUCGCCUGCCAACCAUGCGCUCGUGUUUGGCCGUUCCGUGCUCGUCACCUUCUUGUGGUGGGUGGGACUGUGCCUGCACCUGUACGCCUCCAGAGUGUGAGUCCUGCAACUGCCUCUGCUUCGAGAUCAGAAUCAAUUUACAGUGAAGCGGAAUAACAAGAAACUAACAGGAACCACCAGGACACUCAACAGGACUCCUAUUUGUUUACCUUUUACCUUUAAAAGAGACUGAAAUUACUUUUUAAUUAAAUGUAAUGAAGAGAACAUGGACUCCUCUCUCUGCUGUCAAGUGUUAAAGGCCGCUUAAAACUAUUCUCUCAUGUCUUUGACUUCACUAAAUGUGACUGUUUCAUACCAAAUGAUUUAAAAUAUUCAGUAGCAGUGGUCAAUAUUGAUUAAAACCUCUAUCAUGGUACAUAAUCUUUUAUCAAACCGUAUCACAUCAUAACAUGAUACAAUAUGUUUACUGCUAAAAGAGUGGGCUGUGAAAAUAACCAGACAGGAAGUGUCUGUUUUUUUGGGCUGAUCUUGUAAUAUUAAUUACAAAUAAAGGAACUUCAUCACAUUGAUGCAAAAAUGUAUAUAAAAGGUUCAACUAACUGUUAAACUUUUCCCGCAGUGGUCUCAAACACAAGGAGAUAUCCACGUGGUGUGUGUGUGUGUGUGUGUGUGUGUGUGUGUGUGUGU
Centropristis striata (black sea bass) is the source of this 1108-nucleotide messenger RNA. RefSeq lists its product as uncharacterized. The transcript has 6 exons. Bases 199 to 567 code for a protein of 122 amino acids. The record is from RefSeq and is a predicted model, not a curated record. Lineage: Eukaryota; Metazoa; Chordata; Actinopteri; Perciformes; Serranidae.